AAGUUGGUUUCUCAUGGUGAAUCGUGUAGUUUUAUUUUUGCUCGAGGACAAUUGUCGUUAUAAAUGCCCAUAACCUACGUUGCAAAAAACUAUGAUCAGUCUGAAUUAGAGAACAAUAGGUUUGGGAAAAAUAAAACAAUAUGGAAGUGCAUGAGAAUGGUGGGUCUCCUAGGCAGAGCCAGAGCCUCUCAGAGUUGCAGAUUGUGACUAUGAUGAGCGUGCCACCCCUCAAGAUGACCGAACCACGAGCAGUUCGCAAAGUUUUGGUGAGUGAGGACAACACAAGGGCCAUUCAUGGAUGCUACCAAGUAGUUAUGUAUUAUGAGAAUUUGAAGGAGAAGGAGCAUGGUUGGUGUCUGGCUGGUUUGAUUGUGGAGUCACUAGCCAGGGUUCUGUUGGAUCACCCUCUACUCGCUGGUCGUCUUCAAAGAAGGGAAGACACCGGUUUCGAAAUUGUGGCCAAUGAUUCUGGCAUUCGACUCUUGGAGGCAUGCUAUCCGACCACCUUGUCACACUUUCUUCACUUGAAUGAAGAACAACACCACCUUGUGUUCUGGAAGGAAAUUGAUACCCAGUAUCCUCAGUUUUCUCCCCUGUUUUAUGUCCAGGUGACCAACUUCGAAUGUGGAGGAUACUCGAUUGGCAUUAGUUGCAGCCUUCUAUUGGCAGAGGUUUUUCUGGUGGAAAAUUUCCUCGGAAAAUGGGCUGAAAUACACAUGAACAUGUCACCCCAACAUGAAGAAAUUCAGACACCGAUAUUUCACCACCCUCGUUUGAAAAAUCCAGAGUCUCUCCCACCCGAUAUAAUAAGCCGCACUCAAAGGCAAAACGGGGUUCAAAGCAUGGUGUUCACAAUCACUACCGAAGAUGCAAACUUUAGCAUGGAACUGUGGAGGGAAUUGGCCAUGCUUUGCGUUAAGGAAGCAGAACAAAAACUAAGCACAAAUUUGGGUUCGGAGUUUUCUUUGGUCGUGAAAGAGUCUUCGGAGGUGGCCAAGGUAGAAAGUUGCUCAAUGAAUGGAUGGAGUGUGGAGGGAAUGAGGGUGAAGCAUGAGAUGAGUGCAAGCAGGUGGGAAGAGUUUGGAGUGUAUGAGGUAGCAUUUUUUGAGGGAAACAAACCUGUGCAAGUUUCUUGCUGGAUUGACUCGGUGAGUGAUGGCUAUGCUAUGGUAGUUCCACUCCCCUACCUCAAGCACAAAAAUGCAUGUGCUGUCAUUGUAGUUUCACCCCCUCUUUCUUCCCUAUGAUUCUAGACCUACAAUGUAUAAGCCUAUUAUUUCUAAUAAAUUUUCUAGGCACCAAGGUUAAGGCCACAAUGUAUUAUAAGGAAUAAUAAAAAGAGUUAUACGUUAUUGCCUAA
Molecule: messenger RNA, 1360 nt
Organism: Glycine soja
Lineage: Eukaryota; Viridiplantae; Streptophyta; Magnoliopsida; Fabales; Fabaceae
Exons: 2
Coding region: 141-1247 (368 amino acids)
Molecular function (GO): acyltransferase activity, transferring groups other than amino-acyl groups
Source: RefSeq, a predicted model, not a curated record